AUGAAUACUCGUCCGUUGGAUUAUGCUAACUCUGACGAGCCAUCUGGCGAGUUUGUCGUGGUUACGCCUGAUCAAUUGGCUCGUGGAUUUACUCGUAAGCGAGGUUGCGUCCUCGCUGGUGGCUCUUCUACUCUUCCUAUUUCUCACCGCGUUAGAGCAGUGCGGUGUUAUUUCCUGAAUGAGAUGUUCCGCGACAUGAGGAUGGCUGUCGCUCGCUCUAUGGGGUACCAGAGCUUGAAGAACAAGAUCCUGAAGCCUACGAUUGGUGACCCAGUGCUGAUCUACCAUCCGGAAAAGAAGCUGAGCCCCGGAUACCGUUUGGGUCAUGUGAAGGAUCUGCUAGAUGAAG
Perkinsus marinus ATCC 50983 is the source of this 349-nucleotide messenger RNA. RefSeq lists its product as hypothetical. The annotation marks the transcript as partial. The transcript has a single exon. NCBI's taxonomy places the organism in Eukaryota, Perkinsozoa, Perkinsida, Perkinsidae. The record is from RefSeq and is a predicted model, not a curated record.